Messenger RNA from Durusdinium trenchii, 2754 nucleotides. Lineage: Eukaryota; Dinophyceae; Suessiales; Symbiodiniaceae. The record is from the annotation of a GenBank genome assembly.
GAGGGGGAGAGGGGGAGAGGGAACAUCCGCUGCGGUGUAAGCGUCGAUGUGUUCGACUAUGAAAAACGGCUUGUUGAGUUCCAGCAUACCAUGCGCACAGACUCGAACAGGAGCUAGCAACCAUGCGGGAAAUGCACCCCAAAGGCUUGUGGACCACAUGUUUACAUAUAUGUUUACCCUGGUGGCAAUGGUGCCAGUGUGCCAGUCCUGAGCUACCCUUGGAGAGAGAGAAUAUUGUGAACUCCAAAAAACUUGGCAGCUUGCUUGUGAGAUUGCGAAGCAGAUCUUUGGUCAAUUCUGCGAACCUUUCCCGCUGCCAGCUGAGUGUCAGAGGGGUGCCACUCAGAGAUAUUUCUCAAUGGCGGUCUGAGGGCCAUGGCGCAGGCCGAGGAGGACGAUGAGGUUCUGUUCGACGCAGGCCAUGACGAGUCGCUGAAUCUCGCCGCGGCCAGGGAGGGAGAAUGCACGGAUGAUAACCAAGUGCUUUUCGAUGCAGCGACGGAGGCCUCCACGGGGACUACGGAGGAUUUCGAAGAGGAUCCCAGUGACGGCGUCCUGGGACCCUCGGAGCAGAUGCCGUUGCCGGCGUUGGGCUCGACGAAGCUGCCCUUCAAUGCACUAGCGGCCGCCAGGCAUACUUGCCAACUAGCCAGUCGGGGAGGGCAAGAGACCAUCGUCCCGCCCCACCUCCGGCGGCUGAUGUGGCUCCGCUGGCUCGGUGUCAUCCGAGGGAAGAGUCCUCGUGACUGGCUCCAGGAGCUUCGAGUCCACCGAGCUGAGUUCAAUCAGCUGCUAGCGGAGGCGGCUUCACCAUCGACGCCCCAAGAGACCAAGCUGCGGAAGCUGAUCCGUUUGGAUGUGGCCCGUUGCUUCUCAGAGGUGCCGCGGCUCCGGUGCGGCGCCGCGCGCGUGGCGCUGCGGCAGCUCUUGGAGGUGCAGCUGCGCAGGCGCCAAGACCAUCCUGCCUACUGUCAAGGCUACCAUGAGCUAGCAGCGGUGAUGUUGCUGGUGUGCAUGGAUGGUGCCUGGCCCGAAGCUGCGCGGGUGAAGGAGCAGCUGGGCCAGUCCAACGUGGUGGACGAAGGUGACCUGAAGGUCUACGAGGAGCUUUGCAGUGCCGAGUCGGUUCCUGCCGACGCGUUGGUCUUGCUUGAGGCGCUUCUUUAUGCAUCAUUGCGGGCGCCCAAAGAGCACCGCCUCGUGGACCUCUAUGAGCCCAGCAGCUCCUCCAACGGCGAGGAGGAAGCCGUCGUCGCCCUGCGCUGCCGCCGGAUCACUGCCGGCUUGAGACGGAUCGCCCCUGAUGUGGCCUACGAGAUUGAGAGUUGGGGCCUCACGCCUCAUGUGCUGUUGCUCCGAUGGGUUCGUUUGCUCUUCCUGCGCGAGCUGAAAUUUCCCUCGGAUGUGCUCAUAGCAUGGGACGCGAUCUUCGCCGAUGCCCAUUGUGCCAACAGUGAUGAGGCGGCGCCCGCGCCAGAAGGGGUGCUUCCCUCCUCGGCAGCCUUGCCCUUGGUUGACUACCUUGCUUUGGCGAUGAUUCUGGCAGCGCCUCCUUCCAAGCCAGAAGAGCUUUUGCACUUCAAUGAGCGCGCGCCGGAGGUUCGGAAGCUCCUGGCCUUUUCCUGGCAACUUCGGGACUUUGCGAACUCCAUGCCUAGACCAUCUGGGAUGCGUCGGCCGGGAGGCCGUCCGUUCCCACAGCCGCCGGCUGCCUGCUAUCCCAAGAUAGGUGUACAGAAACCUGCUCAUAGUGAAAAGGAUCACCGCUACAGCAUGGGCGACUCCAUGGGCGGCGAAGUCUUAGGUCACGCCUUAGGCUGGGCGGCCUCGCGGCUGUCCGGGGCCAUCGGAGGCGUGCUGAGCGCCGAGAAGUCACCACCCAGGACCAAAGAGAUCCAAGCAGAGCCCGCGGAGCCUCGACGGAACGGUCGACGCUCGAGCGACCCCUUGCCCGCUCCGCCCACGCCUGACGUGGCACCCAAGAGGAAGUACAGCUUUCCAGCCGAGAAGGAGUCGCCGUUGCUGUCUUACACCGAGCCCACCGAGCCCAAGGGUGCAGGCGAGCCGUUCUUUCGCGAGGCCGCUCCUCCGGCCGUUUCAGCCGCCCUCCGGCCGCCGUGCGCGCCAAUAGCAGCGCACCGAAAGCCUCGCGAGCGUGGCAACUCCGAUGAGACGGAUGUGAGCUUCUGGCCACUCUCGCCGGCGCUCUCGGAGAUCUCGCAGACCAGCUUGUCGCAGCCCAGGUUUAAGGGCUUGUUUAGUGCCAGCCCUUUGCCCGCUGGUGUCCGAGCGCCACCCGUGCGACAGGACGUCUUCACCGAGGGAAGAGGCUCUCAGGUACCAGACUCACCGCAGAACACCCCCGAGCCCUUAGAGCUGGCCAUGCUCGCACUGGAAGCAAGCUUCGAUGGGUUCAGAAAGCCGGAUCCGAGGCUUGUUGCCCUUCCCCAGAGUGCACGUCCCACCGGGCCAACCCUUUUGGGCCCCACUGGAGCCGGAGGUAGCGGGACCGGAGAACACCGAAGACCCGCAACCCAGCGAGCCAAGUGCCGAGGGGGUCAUGAAGGAAUUGGAGGCCCUACAGGCAAUGCUCCAAUCGAAGCCCGCAGCGGCUGCUUGAGAGGACAAUCGCUUCUCCCUUAGAUAACGUACUGUUCACUGGCAUUGGGCGUUUGAAGCAACGCUUGCGGGCUGGCAGUUGCCGCCCCUGCAGAUCUUUCUCAGAUGAUCUUCCAAAGUUGGUUGGUUGUUGGC